Schistocerca cancellata (South American locust) is the source of this 7273-nucleotide messenger RNA. It is a transcript of the gene Shab, whose product is annotated as potassium voltage-gated channel protein Shab. Gene Ontology annotation, biological process: potassium ion transmembrane transport; protein homooligomerization. The record is from RefSeq and is a predicted model, not a curated record. The transcript is spliced from 11 exons. Gene Ontology annotation, molecular function: delayed rectifier potassium channel activity; protein binding. Lineage: Eukaryota; Metazoa; Arthropoda; Insecta; Orthoptera; Acrididae. Gene Ontology annotation, cellular component: membrane; voltage-gated potassium channel complex. Bases 128 to 3535 code for a protein of 1135 amino acids.
GGCCGUGCGCUGGGAGGACGCCUACAGCGGCGGCGCCCCCACCUCCGCCGACAGCGCCGUCGCCAUCGCCAACAAGGAGGUGCGGUAUGGGCCAUUCGGAUCGCCCCCACCGCCCCCGCCGCCCCCGAUGCCGCCUCCGCUGCCACCGCCUCCGCAGCUCCUUGGCCGUGCGCACUCACGGUCCAUGUCUUCGUUACCCCCCGAACCUUUCAUGAUUAUGCGGUCGAAGGCGCUGAACCGGAGGGUGUGCAUCAACGUGGGCGGCGUGAAGCACGAGGUGCUGUGGCGGACGCUGGAGCGCCUGCCGCACACGCGCCUCGGCCGCCUGCGCGACUGCAACACGCACGAGGCCAUCUCCGAGCUCUGCGACGACUACUCGCUCGUCGACAACGAGUACUUCUUCGACCGCCACCCCAAGUCCUUCAGCUCCAUCCUCAACUUCUACCGCACGGGGAAGCUGCACCUCGUCGACGAGAUGUGCGUCCUGGCGUUCAGCGACGACCUCGAGUACUGGGGCGUCGACGAGCUGUACCUCGAGUCGUGCUGCCAGCACAAGUACCACCAGCGGAAGGAGCACGUGCACGAGGAGAUGCGGAAGGAGGCCGAGUCGCUGCGGCAGCGCGAGGAGGAGGAGUUCGGUGAGGGCAAGUGCGCGCAGUACCAGAAGUUCCUGUGGGACCUGCUCGAGAAGCCCACCACGUCCAUCGCCGCCAGGGUGAUAGCCGUCAUCUCGAUCCUGUUCAUAGUGCUGUCUACGAUCGCGCUGACUCUCAACACCAUCCCCAGUCUGCAGCACAAUGACGAGAAGGGCAACUUCGACAAUCCGCAGCUCGCGAUGGUCGAAGCUGUCUGCAUCACGUGGUUCACCCUGGAGUACGUGCUACGCUUUAGCGCGUCCCCAAACAAGUGGAAAUUUUUCAAGGGCGGUCUCAACAUCAUAGACCUGCUCGCUAUCCUCCCGUAUUUCGUUUCCCUCUUCCUGCUCGAGACCAAUAAGAACGCGAACGACCAGUUCCAAGACGUGCGCCGCGUGGUCCAAAUCUUCAGGAUCAUGCGCAUCUUGCGCAUCCUCAAGCUGGCGCGCCACUCGACGGGGCUCCAGAGCCUCGGCUUCACGCUCCGCAACUCGUACAAGGAGCUGGGCCUGCUUAUGCUCUUCCUCGCCAUGGGCGUCCUCAUAUUCUCCAGUCUGGCGUACUUCGCCGAGAAAGAGGAGCCCGGCACCAAAUUCAUCAGCAUUCCCGAAACUUUCUGGUGGGCGGGCAUCACAAUGACGACCGUGGGCUACGGCGACAUCUACCCCACCACCCCGCUCGGGAAAGUGAUAGGAAGUGUCUGUUGCAUUUGUGGGGUACUGGUGAUCGCGUUGCCCAUUCCCAUCAUUGUCAACAACUUCGCCGAGUUCUACAAGAACCAGAUGCGGCGCGAGAAGGCCCUGAAGCGGCGGGAGGCGCUCGAGAGGGCCAAGCGAGAGGGCAGCAUCGUCUCCUUCCACCACAUCAACCUGCGCGACGCCUUCGCCAAGAGCAUGGACCUCAUCGACGUCAUCGUGGACACGGGCCACAACAUGUCGCAGGCGGACGGCAACAGCACGGGUGGCGACAGCGCCAGUGGAGGCGGGGGCGGCGGGGGCAGCCGCGGCCCGCAGGCGACCGGCUGCUACCGCAACUUCGAGCACUUCGGAUCGCGCGGCCGGCGGCCGGGCAGCGCGCCCACGCCGGGCCUGCCGGGCCAGCCCUCCAGCUCGCCGCCGCCCACGCACCCGCUGCUGGACCUCCCGCCGGGGGGCGGCGCAGCCGCCGCCGCCGCCACCGCCCUCGUCAGCACGGGGGCGGCCAACGCCGCGCCGCCCCUCGACGAACUGCAGCCCGCGGCCGCCGUCGCGCCGGGGGGAUACGUGUCCCCGGACCUCAAAAAAGACGACAAGAAAAACGAGAAAAUCGAUGAAUUCCCUAGUGAGUUCGAAUGUUGCUUUUGCACAUCGAAGGACUACAAGGAGUUCAUUGACGCCGAGAGCCUGAUGCCGCUGCCCACGAGCGACUUCCGCAACCCCGUGUGCCUCGAGAUGAAAACGAUACGCAGCAACGCGGCAGCGGCGGCGGCGGCGGCGGCUGCUGCGACCAACAGCAACAACAAUAACAACAUCAGCAACAACAAUGGCGGCCGCGGUCUGGUGGACGGGGUGCUGCUGCGCGGCGUCGCCUCCAGCAGCUACGACAUGGGCAGCGUCGACAGCUCCGACACGUACGCCAGCUGCAACACUCACCCCUCGCACUCUCAGGGCGACCUGACGGCGGACGGCUGCUGGGAGAUGGUGCUGGACAGCAACCUGUACGUGAACCCGCUGGAGGGCAGCCCGGUGGACGGCAGCCCGCCCGCCGCGCUGCAGCCGCCGCUGGCGCCGUCGGCGCUGCCCGUCAAGAAGAGCGCCUCCAGCGACAAGGCGCUGCGCAGCCUGGGCGCCUCGCCGCUCGACGAGGCCUUCAAGGGCUUCGGCGCGCCCGAGCGCGAGCGCGGCUCCCGGGGGUCGCUCAACGACGCGCCGCUGCCCAAGCACCGCAAGACGCGCUUCCAGCAGGGCCUGAAGCCGAGGACCCGCUUCGGCGACGAGGAGGGCCGCGGCGGCAGCGCCGGCAGCCGGCGGCCGUCCUUCAUGCCGGGCGCGCGCAGCCUCGCGUCCGCCACGCGCAUCAUCAACCAGCACCUGUUCGGCCUGCACUCGCUCGCGUCUCGCGCCUCAGGGAAAAACGGCAGCAAGUCAUCGUUGUCGGUGGACUCCAUUGACUCACGGGCCAGCCCCACGCCAGACACACACCGGCGGUCGAAAUCGAUCCUCAAGAAGUCGGACGCGAGCUACUCGAUGUCGCGCAACGGCCGCGGCGGGGGCGGCGGCAGUGGCGGCAGCUGCAGCGGCGGGGGAGGCGCGGGCAGCGACGACCCGGAGACGGAGAAGCUCAUCUCGUCGGACAACAGCGCCAGCUCCGGGAUGGGGGCUGCGGGCGCCGGCGGCUGCGGCUGCACGGGCGGCGCGGGCGACGCGGGCUCCGGCUCGGGCUCGGACUACUCGCCCAGCAAGCUGCCGCUGUCGCCGCCCGCCACGCCCGCCGCCGCGCACCGCCUGCCGCUGCAGCCGCGCGCCAUCGGGCCCAAGUCCGGCACCAAGCCGCACGCGCUGCCCAUCAAGUUCGUGGGCCUCGACGGCGGCGGCGGCGGCACUGGCGGGCGCUCGUCUUCGGGGCUCAAGUCGCCUCUGGUGCUGUUGGACGACCUCCUGGGUGGCGGCGAGAAGCACGCGCGCGACGAGGCCGCCGUCGAGAACCGCAACAAGGAGCGGCUCGAGUGCUCGUCGGCGGGCGGCGGCGGCGGUGGUGACGGCGACGGCGGCCCGGCGGACGGCGGCUGCUGCCUCGACUCGCCUCUCUACAUCUGCCCGCCGCCGCCCGCCGACGAGCACUCGCCCACCGAGGAGACCAAGCUGCUGGCCGCGGGCGCCACCCCGGCGCGACACCACUGCCACGACUUCCCCAAGUCGUAGCAGUUACUGGAGGUUUCAUCACGCUUGCAGCUGACAGCAGGAAGCAGAGUUAUAUGUGCCAGAUACUGUGAGAAAUCGUUGUCCUCAAGUGGCAGAUCAUGUUAAAGGUAGCAGUUCACAAUGUUCUCUGCUACAAGCUCCUGUAUGCCUUUUUACCAUCCAUUAGGAUGUUUUCAGCAAUAGUUACAGCAAACCCGUAACAUGGACAUGUUGUUAAGGUGAUAAAUUCAAACAAAAUUUCCUUGUGACAGCACACACACACAUAACAUGUGCAAACAAAAACAUUUCUAAGUACAGUUAUGUAUGAACUGAAAUUCGUGUACAAAACAAAAGGUAUUCUUACAAGCAGUGAAAAUAGUUAAAGUGUAUUGUAUUAUAAAUUUAUAGUUUUGCCAAUAAAAAUUAGCUAUUAAUCCUGUUGUAAAAGACAGCUACCUGUGCCUGAUAUGCAUUAUACUUUAAUGGACAUGGUGUGAUUUUAAGAGGAGCCUAUGGUGUUAAAUAUCACUGAAUUUUGUUAUAUGUUUGCAGUAAACUUACCAUGUGAAGUUGAUACACACCUGAUAUUUUGUUGCCGACUAACAGCUGACUAUUCAGUUUUCCUAAAAUCAUUCUGUGCGAUCUUCAUAGGACAGAAUGUAUCAUUAAAGAAACCACUAAUUAUGAAAAACAUGCUCAAUUAUAAAACCAUUUCACUACCCUGUAUAUUCCAUUAUAUGUUUAUGAAAAUGAAGCUAGCUUAUUUUUUACAGAACUUUUUUAUGAUUUCUAUAAACUGCAAACAAUAAAAGUGUCAGAAUAUGUGUGUGUGUUUAAAUGUGUGCUCAAGUACCAGGUCAAAUGUGAUGUGCAGACAGUUUUGUGCAGCUUUCGGAUUACCUUUGUAUGUGCUGUGAAAAGAAAGGUGAACUGUUCAUCAAAUGAAAACAACCAAAGGAUAAUAUUUAGAUAUAAUGCAGAUACUGACAAUUUAAUGCUCUAUGCACUGAAAACAGCUGUAUAAAUUUGCUUUUGUGAAAUACAAAAAUGAAGCAGCUCAGUGUCUACACAAACAAUUGAGUGUGAUGAAAAUUGGCAGUAAAUACUGUGAUGGAACUUCAUGUAAUAGGAUUUACAAAAGGCAAAAGCAUAGAAAAAGCAGAUGUUACCAAAAUGAAAGCAAGCAAUAUCAUUGAUGUUAAGAGAAAAAUGGACAUUAUUUUGUAGUGUUUUAAAAUGAAAGCGAAAAAUGAAUAUUCGCAAAGCUUAUUUCUGCCUGUGAUUCUUUUUUGUAAGAAACAUGAAUGUGAUUAUAUGUUUAUGGUGAUGUCAGUAGUUUUAAAAGAUCUGUUAUGUAGUCUGCUUGUUUUUAUGACAAAGCUUCUGACAAGAUACAUAAACUCAUGAGAAGGGUUCAUAAAACAAGCAAAAAAAUAGCAGAAUUAAAAUUCUUUAUAGAAUUUCUCCUUUUAUAGUUGUUAAAAUGACAUUAAGUUGACAAUGGCAUAAAAUUAAAAUUGAAACUGGCAGUAAAUAAUUUAUGUACAAUGAGUCUCUUUAUGCCUGUAACAAAUUACUGAGCUUAAAAAGUUCUACAGUAAUUCUUAUUGACACAGCCAAUUUUCAUGCUUCUCAUAUUGAUGCAAAGUAUUGAAUAAAGACUUUUUAGUUAGUAAAAAAUCAUUUUUCUUAAUUGUUAACUUUCACAUUCAAGCCAACUCUAGUUAACUGUAAUGUGAAAUGAUGAUGUGAUUUGUUACAGCUGCACCAUAGUAAAAUACUGCAUUGUACUUGUAAUUCAUCAAUUGCUGCCAUACCACAACAAUUAUUUGAAAAGUUCCUGUGUUAUCUGUCUCCUCAUAAUAGGAAAGUAAAUUUAUCUCUGUUUGAGUGAAACAUUCCCUAAAAAUUACCAGGCCCUGUCCUGGGCUGCUAACAUAACACCAAGGUAUUGUGAAGAUUUUGUAAUGUGAUAAGUGUUAACAAAACAAAUAUGUAUUUACUGAAACUUCUUUAAUGACUGUAUGUAUGUGUGCAAAUGACAAACAUAUCAGGCAGUCCAGUUAAUGCAACUUAACAGCCCCUUUCUAAAACAGUGUGUUUGAUGUUGGAAAACUGAAAAUUUCUUUUAGUUGUAUUCAUGAUUCUGUAACUAUAAUAUUUAUAAUUUACAUGUUCAGUAAUGUUACAUCACAGUACUUCUGGUAAUAUAUCAGGUAACUAAAACUUAUCUUAUGGGAACAGAAACAUUUUGUAGUAACUUGUUACAUGCAUAAAGAGUGCACUGUAGCACUAUGAUAUAAACAAAACUUCAAAGCACUUCUAAUGUCAUGGGGAACUACAACAACUUGAACCAUUUUCUAACCCAUUAAGUUUGGUAAUCAAGCUAUUUUUAUAGUAACUGGGAACAUUUGCUAGUGGCACACACAUCAUUUUGUUCUAAAACAAAUGCAAAAAGUUGUUAGAUAUGAAAGAAUAUUUUCCAACUGAUGAUAAAUUUGCAGUUCAUUCAGCAGACAUUUUGCAUACAACACAUUUCAUUUUAUUAUGCGACAUAAUGUUGUGUAUGUACAUUCCAUUCAUAGCAGCUAACAUUUUUACAGAGUGGUAGAUAAUACAUUUAAGGACAUACUUAACUAUGUACUGUAUUCGUAUAUUUUGUAUCUGUUAGUGACUUCAAAACUUGACUUACAAAGUCUGAUACAAGUUCAUUACCACGAGGAAAAAUUUAUGACUGAUUUAUUUAUUUUCAUUUUUUAAUGACCUUGAUUUUUUACAAAAUACAAAUCAAUUUUUGAUGCACGUUUCCAAGAGACCAUUAACUCAAAAUUGUUGCUGGCUACUAGAGGGCAGUUGUCAUAGUCAAUAAUAUUCCUGCAAAUGUACAAAAUUUAUGAGUGGUAGAGGUGAAACUUGUUCUGAGCAAUUGCUUUGCUAUGAAUGCAAUUAAAAGGCAGCAAAAUUAUGGAUGGAAAUUAAUUCCAGUACCCCACAGUAGAAAGUAACACCAGCAUAUAUAAUGCAAAUUCUACAUCUUUUAAGUUUACAUGUAGCAAGUAUUCAUACUUGAUAGAAAUAUUACAUACAAUAAAAUUAUAUGUGUGAUAGCCACUAGAAUUAAAUGUGAGAAAGAUUCAGAUUUCCUGUCAUUCUUUAUAGAGAGUUGGAAUUGUAAUGGCUGCAGAAUGAUGUUGAAAAUAGUGAAGGUCUGCUUUUAAAAGUUGUAUUCUUUUUCUAAGUGGACAGUGUAGAAUGACACAUAUGUGAGAAGAUAAAUUUUGUUCUUGUAAAACAAAUCUAUUCCUGAAUCAUAUAUACAAAAAGGAAACUACAUUUGACUGACAACAUGAAGGAAACUUUCAGUACAUACUUUCUUUAAAAGUAGGGAAACACUUAUUCCCCAAGUAAUUUUACAAAGUUUGUUGUGGUAAUAUGUUUAUAUUUACAAUACCUUAAUUGUUCUUCCAGCAACUGUUGACUGAUUUUAUCCACUGCAGAUAAUAAAUUAUUAAAAAACUCUUAUUUUUCUUCUUCAGACUUAAUUAUUUCCAUAAUAUUUUCUCCUUGUUUGAAUCAAUACCAUAAUGUAAGGUAUACCAUAACUUGUUAAGGCAAGUAAAUGGGCAUUAAGUAUUUUAUGGUGGUGUUUACGAUGGAUAUACCCACAAAACAAGGAAUAGUAACAAAGUUAAUUAUCAUUUUUCAGCUGUUACCUUAUGUUGUUUUAUUUAUAUCUUUAUGUGUACCUGUUGUAAAUGU